AUAUUUUUUCCCUGUGUGCUGAAUUUUCCUCCUGCUGGAGAAAGCAGAAAAAAAACACACACACACAAGACUGGGGGGGCACUGAGAGCAAGAAGGAAAAUAAAGGAAGUGGAGGAAAAAAGUGAAAUAACAGGAGAUUAGCGGGAAGAUUGGAGCGGCAGGUUGGAGAGAAAGAGUGAGAAGAAGAAGAAAAUUGCGCGAGUGGACGACGAGACUUGCCAUAUUAUUAUUUUUUUAACAAUUCACCUGAUUUAUUUUAGUUUUUUCUUUUUGCACGAAGAUUCUUUUUGUUCCUCAUCUGCGGAAUUGAAAAAGGAGGUGACACCAUGACAACAGAGAUGCAGGAGAUCGCCAUCACGGAGGACAAGCCUUUACUCACGGGUCAGGCUGACAGCACCAAGGAUGCUGAACUGGCUGCUAGGAUACUCCUGGACCAAGGACAGGAGCACAGUGUUGAGACCCCACACGGCGUCCUGCAUGUGACCCUCCACGGCACACGGACCACCCGUAGACCCGCCAUCCUCACCUUCCAUGAUGUGGGCCUGGACAGUAAGAGCUGCUUCUCCCCUCUCUUCAAGUUUGAGGAGAUGCAGGAGAUUGUCAAGAAUUUCACCCUGAUUCACAUUGAUGCACCAGGACAGGAGGAGGGGGCUGCUGCCUACCCUGCAGGCUACCAGUAUCCCUCCAUGGAGACCAUAGCAGAGAUGAUCCCUGCUGUCCUGCAGUUUUUCAACUUCCGCACUGUAAUCGGCGUCGGUGUGGGAGCCGGAGCCUACAUCCUCUCCAAGUUCACACUUGCAAACCCAGAUUCAGUGGAAGGUCUGGUUCUGAUCAACAUCGACACCAACGCUCGGGGAUGGAUAGACUGGGCCGCUCAGAAGCUGAGCUCUGUGACGUCCUCCCUCACAGAGCAGAUCUUGUCCCACCUCUUCAGUCAGGAGGAGCUGUCAUCAAACACAGAUCUAGUGCAGUCUCACAGAGAGCGUAUCAAUAAAGCUCCUAAUGGGGUCAACAUAGAGCUCCUGUGGAAGACUUACAACAGUCGUAGAGACUUGAACAUUGACCGCAACAGCACCUUCAAGUGUCCAGUAAUGUUGGUGGUGGGUGAUCAAGCUCCAUAUGAGGACGCCGCCGUGGAGUGCAACAGCAAGAUGGACCCAACAACAACCUCAUUCCUAAAGAUGGCCGAUGCUGGAGGCCUCCCUCAGCUGACUCAGCCUGCUAAACUGACUGAGGCUUUCAAGUAUUUCAUCCAGGGCAUGGGCUACAUGGCUUCCUCCUGCAUGACCCGCCUGUCCCGCUCCCGCACCACCUCCCUGUCCUCCUCCUACUCCAUGGACGGGUCGCGCUCUCGCUCCCGCACCCUGUCGCAGGGCUCGCAGGGCGGACAGAUGCCGCCCAGCCCCUCCCAAACCAUGGAGGUGUCCUGCUGAAGCAAAAAAAACAAAACAACAAAAAACGAUACAACAUAGAACGAAGAGAGAGAGAGUGGGAGUGGGAGAAGAGAGGAAGCAAAAAAAAUGAAAGGAAGGGAAAGAUGAAGCAUGACAAUAAUGCAGGAACAAGACGAAUGGGUUACUUAUUUGUCACUAAACAACUCCCAUCAUUCCCCACAAGAGCAGAAUACAGAGAGAGGGAGGGAGGGAGAAGGGAAAUGAAGUGAUUUCAGUGGAAGCUAGAAAGCCGUCCUCCGCAUUUUGCACCACAUACAAGUCCAGCCCUUCAAAUCCCCCCUUCCAGCUGAAAACACAGUAGACUGGGCUGUUCUACGGUAAAUGUAAGAAAUGCAGUCUGUAGAAGGCGAGAAGAGAUUAUGAAAAAAGGGAUGAGGUGAAGAAUGGCGACCAGUUCUCUCUCCCUCCCUCUACUGGAGCCUCUAUCAGCCAAUAGAGCCCUUUAAUUUAGACACAGUGCAGCCUAUAGACACAAAUAUAGACGCGGCACACCUUAACCGAUAGUAAUAACUCUGAAAACGGUAUUGUUGUUGAUGCUGAUGAUUAUGUUGUUGGUGAUGAUGAAGCUAAUGAUAAUGAAAUAAUAGGAAAAAAAAACAGUAACACUUUUCUCUUUAAUGAAAUGACAUAGAUUUAAAAAAAAAAAAAAAAGAAACAUACUAUAGCAGAGAUACUUACAACAAUGUGUGUCUACUACUUUUUAAGCUAGUUUUUAUUGUGUUAUUUUUAUUUCUUUAAUGGGAUUUUAUUUUCUUAUUUGUGACCUGUCUCAGCAAGGGGCUGACGGCUGCUGAUUGGCUAACCGGUAACGCGUGGAAACAGCCAUUGAGAGCAUUUAUAGUGACUACUCCCUCCUUGAUGUUGCCAGGUUGUUUAUGUCUUCCAUUUGCCCCCCUUGUCUAGAAGUGACUGUUUCAUUUCCCCCAGUCGGAUUUGAGGAAGUGGGCCGGAAGCUUUUUUUAUUUUCCUUCUCUUUUUUCUGGACUGGUUGGAAGAUGCAUGCCUGGUAUCAGCCCAUGUGAAUAUUGAUAUUAUUAUUAUUUCUUUUAUAUUCUGCUAAUGAGUUGUGAGAAUGCGUGUGCUGUUUUGGUCUAAAGGAAAGCAUAGGUGAGACUGAGGGUGUUUUUUUUAGCUUUGCAGCUAGCUCGCACCCUAUUGUUAACACUAGUCGCACAUUUAAUAGUGCUUCCGAUAUUGUCCGAACAUCCAGCUGGUGUGCCACUCAACAGGGAGCGUCACAUCAGCAGUAGCAUGCCGGUCUGGGUAUUGCAUGUCAGCAUCAGCUGUGGCCAAAAGGGAUCACUGUGUUUGUCACCUGGGUUGUAAUCUCUUAGCCUUGCCCGCGCAUGGAUACCUCCUAACAAACCCAGCCGGCAUACUUGAGUUUAUGUGAGGUAAAAUGAACACACACUCCUUCAACUUUACUCAAGCGACGGGGGUCAACAGAGAGUUGUGUUUGUGAUUGUUCAGACGUGUGCGAGGAAGCAAAUGUGAGGCGCGCGGGAGUGUUCGAAUCCUGGAAGCUCAAAGAUGGAGAAAAAAACAGGGUCCUCUAGGGAAGUUUAGUAGUUAAUUUUGAGACCAACAUACCCCCCUGUGACUUAUUGUUGACAAUGAACCAGCCCCUUCACUGCCACCAAACUCAGUAAAAGCUCUAGAAAUGUUGGUUGUUGGCAUCAGAUGUGAAAGAGUUUGCCUCUUUUUGUUUGAUCGGCCAAUAUCUGAACUUUAAGCUUAAGCGUACUGCCAAAACUGAGGUCCCCAACAGAAUAGGGGGCAUUUUUAGUCCAAAUUCUGUCAUCAGAAAUGCUGUGAGGCUAAAUGUGCACCUUUUAGGACCAUGUAUAAUGUCUCAAUUUAGCUAAAAUUCCCUCGAAACAAAGCUUACCACUGCCCUGUGACGUGUAGCCAUUAGACCACGGACCCCUACCGGAACCCAGUCUGACAUCAUUGGAGUGCAUGUGCAUUUUUAAGCAUGUCCCGAUGCAGCUUUGCAUCUGAUUAUUUUUUCUUCUUCUUCUUUAAUAAGCAGUAAUGUUUUUAUGAGUCCGCUGGAGGUUGCCUGUUUCUUUCACAUGCUGUUUAGUGCUCCUUACCCAAACCUGUUUGCUGAAGGUGAGACGGAGCGAUGAUUUUGAUGAAACAGAAAAGUUAGCGAAGGGCUUCAGAUUUGAGCUUGGAGAUGAUGGUGGUGGUGAUGAUGAUGAACCAGGAUGCCACUUGGGUUACUGUCCAGAGGGCUGAAGUGUAGAAUGUAAAUGUUUUGCUCAUCCCAGGCUGAAAUUAAGACUAAACAGCAAAUGGAACAUCUACCAAAUAAGGGAUAACAGGCAGAGCCUAGAAAACAGAGCGGUACUUCUUCUUUCUGGAGAGUUGAGCAGGGCUGUGUGAUUGUAAAUGCUUGUCCAUUUUGUCUUUUGUUUGUCUCUUCAUUUUGACUUUGCUCAUAUUUUUUCUUUCCCCUUCUAUGUUUUUGUUUUUUUUUUACUUUUAUUUUCUUUUUGGGUCGUUUUAUCUAUAUGAAGUGUUAGUUUACUGUCCCGAUGUGCUCACAAGUUAGUUACGUGUGAUAGUUCUUGUGUAACUUUUUUAGCAUUAGCGCUUAUAAGGGAGAAUAAUAUAAUUAACAAUAAAAAGAUUAAAAGUAAAGAGAAUACAAUUCAAUUUACUUGUGUGACUAAUUUCUCUGUGUACCACAAUGAACAUCCUAAAAAAAGCAAACUUAAAUAUUAAUAAAAGCUUAAGAAUAA
This is a messenger RNA of Acanthochromis polyacanthus (spiny chromis), 4204 nucleotides long. It is a transcript of the gene ndrg2, whose product is annotated as NDRG family member 2. Gene Ontology annotation, cellular component: cytoplasm. The coding region runs from base 327 to 1433 and encodes 368 amino acids. The transcript is spliced from 16 exons. The record is from RefSeq and is a predicted model, not a curated record. Lineage: Eukaryota; Metazoa; Chordata; Actinopteri; Pomacentridae. Gene Ontology annotation, biological process: signal transduction.